GGUGACUUGAUGAUGCCGCGAAGAUAUGAAACCCAUGUCCGCCGAGAAAAUACUCCGGAGGUCAACCACACAAAACAAAACGACUUGAACAACGCUGAGAUAAUAUUGACAUUGCGAGGAAAUCCGUUUCAGGAAUAUGGCACAGCCUUGCACUGUGCAGAUAUCCUGCUCUGCGCCAGAAGAGACUCAACUGACGCUUCGAGCUGGGUUUACGGAUGACCUUGGUAUCAAUAUCCUCACCCUUCAAGGUCAGCACAGUCUGGAUUGGUACCCCAUAUUUCGAGGAUCGCAGAGGGCUUUUCGACUUACAAAUGGUGGAGUGUUGAAAGUUCGUGAUUACGUUCGUCUGCACUUCUGGCGUGAUGGUGCCAGCCGCAGCGAGGAGGAAGAGUUUUACAUCCCACUGGACGAAAACCCCAAUAUUCAAGACAUCCCAGACAUGCAUGUGAUCUUGGGUCUGGAUUGCUUUCUUAAGCUCGAGGAUUUCACCGACAGUCACUCGUCUCUAGCCCCUAUACAGCUAGACCGGCAAACUAAGGAGCAAAAGGAAAAACAGCAAAGGGCCCUCAAACUCAAGAGGGAGCAGGCUCAGGAAAAUGCGAAUAAGAGAUACGAGCUACAAAAGCAGCGCCGUCAGCAGCGUGCAGGCGCAACCGGUCGGACUUAGCCAGCUCAUGAAGCUAGAUUGAUCUUUAUUUUAAAUAUUGUUAUUCGGCUUUGUGUUACUUGUUCUUGAAUGGAUAAUCGCUUUCUCUUCUAGAAUGUGUUCGAUAGCUUUAUCAAGGUAUUAUGCUCACCCAUCCUAUGCGACGGUAAGUAAACUAGCAC
This is a messenger RNA of Aspergillus eucalypticola CBS 122712, 828 nucleotides long. RefSeq lists its product as uncharacterized. The record is from RefSeq and is a predicted model, not a curated record. NCBI's taxonomy places the organism in Eukaryota, Fungi, Ascomycota, Eurotiomycetes, Eurotiales, Aspergillaceae. The transcript is spliced from 3 exons. Bases 137 to 667 code for a protein of 176 amino acids.